AUGGUGGAAUCUCAGGACGAUUACUCUUUGGCCGUAGCCAUGCAAUUACCUGCGUCCCCGGCUAACCCACCAUGUGACUCGCGGGCGCAAGAUCCAACAUCGGUGCCUUUGCCUCCAUCACCAUCUUCAUCUCCAAUGUUGCUCCCGGAAAACGUGGGGACAGGUGAGUUCGGUGGCUCGGGCCGUUCCAGUCCCAGGGUUAUGGCCUCUCCCAAUGGAAACGAUGCUAUACCUCCGCCCCAGGUCUCUUUUGAGAAAUUUGCCACCCGAUACCACCAAACCCAGCGCAAACAGGCCCAGAGGAAACGGCUGGAGAGGCGCUUGCGCGCUACCAAGGUGUCUAUCGGCGUCUCCGCGCGCAUGAUCCGUAUUGGGCUCACUUCACAGCGCGGUCUGGUGGAAGCUCUCCGACACGAUGACAAGGCCAAUUUCGUUGUUCUAUACAAUACACUCCAUGAUAUUCAGGAUUCGUGUCACUCCUCCUUGAACGAUGACCAUGCAGACUCCGAAUCCAUGGACCUUCCGUCCGGCACGGACAUGGAUCGUUUCCCGGAUUUCCUCCACCAGAUGAGCCCGCAGUCCCGGGCGGACUUCCUAGAGAUUCUGCGGCUGGUCCGCUCUGACCCUCAGUUCUUGGUCGAUCGGUUGCGAAGCCUGUCUUCGUCCCAACUGGCCGCUUUUACCUCCCCUGCUACUAUUCUGGACGCCACUGAUCCCGCUUUCCCUUCUACCUCGCGUGCCCGCGGCCAGUCCUAUCUUGGCCGGAACCAUGCCCAGUCGGCUGACUUCAAGGACCAUGCGUUUGCUUUUGAGAGGACGGAUCCACUGUCUAUACUUCUCUUUAACGUUUUUGCUGCCCCCUUGGACUCAGACACAGCCGAGUCCGGCUUACGGAUGGAUGUGUGGUCUUCUGUCUGCGCCCAACUAAUCUCCCAUGGAAGUAGUAGAUACUACCCUCUCAUCGGCCAGAUUCUGUCUUCCUGGACAACUAGCAGCAAUUGGAAAGCUCGCCCGAAAUUUGAACUCUACCUCAUGGAUAUUUUACAGACCGGUGCUUUUCUUUUGGAGCCUAUUACUGCACCGUCCGGUUUGGAUUUUGACAUGGAUGCCUUGGAUCCACUGCGCACCGACGUUGCAGAGGAGUUCUUUGCUUCCGCUGUGGAUGACCUAUUCCGCUUACUUGAUGAUCCAGACGGCGGCUUCCCCCAUGCUGUUCUUCAAUUUGCCAAGUCCGUUUUGUGCAAGCUCGAUAGCCCUGAGAGCCGUAAUCGCUUCUUAGAGUUUGUGUUUGUCCAGUGGUUCUUUUCCAAGUUCCUCUAUGGCGCAUUGACAUAUCCUGAGACCCACGGUCUUCUCCUCGACUUCCAUAUCAGAAAAGAUGCCCGCGAGAAUUUGUUGAACCAGGUUGGGCAACGUGCCUAUUCUCAAGUAUUUGCUGUUUUGCGUUCAAUGCAUCAUUUCUCGAUCCCUCGUCCAAUCAUCAAAGAGCGUGUCGAGAACAUGCUCUCUCGCUUCCAGACUUCACCCUCUCAAGUAUCGGUCGAUUCUUCUAUUCCUUCACAAGCACCACCCCCUCGACGAAACCCCCCUUCGACUUUCCUUAUGAUAUCUUCUUUGGAUAUUCUCACGCUUCUAGACGCUCUUUUCCAACAGUCAUCUUCCGCUUCUUCUUUGCAUUCACCGUCAUCUACAUCUAUGCAUUCUCCUACUCUCUCACCAUCCUUCAGCAUUCGCCCUGAGUCCAUGGAAUCUGCAUUUAACCGUUCAAAAUAUGACAUCUCAAGGCCCACCUCCAACAACGGUUCCAUGUUCUCUCUCAGUUCAUCCAUAUUAGCUGCAGGCAAUGAACUGAGUGACAAGGCAGCUCGGAUCCGCUUCGAGCUGACGGACUUGGACCACCCUAAUGAGCGUUUGAGUAUAGAACACCCCUCAACCGAGCAUUGGGCUAUCUUCUCUGUUGCAGCGGACGGCCAUGGUCUCACCUGGAGUCUGCUGCCUGAAAGUAAAGACGAUGCAUCAAAAGGUCUGAUCAUUGAAACCGAUGACGACGCACAUUCCACUCUUGGGCUGGACGAAAACCAUGAAGCUUUGCAGACUGCAAUCGUUCGUCUUGUUAAAGAAAAUCGUAUUCGAGACUCGGAUGACGAGUUUCUGCCUCAAGAACGGUCGGCCUCGUCUCUCAAGCAGCAGUUCAACCAGGCUAUGUUUGCUUGUCACGAUGAGUCUGACUUUGUCGGUGCUCACUACUGGUGGAAUGCUUCCAGGCAGCUUGGCCAGCGGGCAACACCCACCUCAACUCGGUCGGACGAUUCAUGGAUCCUCACACCAAUGCAUGAUUCUUACAGUCGCUCAUUGGACCGAUCACGGGCUGUGAUUGAGCGUUGUGAAAACGAUUUCCUUUCUUUGGAUCAUAGCCUCCGCCGACUCAAGACUCAAGUUAAAGAUCUGAUGGCCACAUUUUCCAAGAUUCGGGAUAAAAUGUGGUACAUGACCGAUGUGAAGAACUCCAUGAGGUAUGAAGAGGCGAAGCAUGUGGCUAUGGCUUUGAAAACCAUGAUCUACUCCGCUCGGCUGUUUAGCCAAUACCCCGAGGAACAAAGAUCUCGCUAUGGACCUCGGUCGCUAGGCGGUUCUUUGUUCCAGAAACCUGAAGUGCAGGUCAUGAACAUGAUGAAGGCACCUAGUAGUCAAGGUGGACCGAACAAGCUAUCAGAUGAACAAGUCGAGCUAACACGAAAGUGGCUGUCGCACAAUGGUAUUGAGAACUUCUGCAAAGGAGAGGAGCGAAUCCACCGCUUCUGCUAUGAGGUCCGCACGAGCAUCAACAAAUUAGUUGGUGAAACGAUGACAGAAACUCCGGUGUUAUGGGCAAGUGAGCUCUUCCAGAGAGAACGCUCAAAGUACGAGGACUACGGUACUCGCGCCUUCCCAGGCCUGUCCAUGCCUAUGACCCCUCGCCCGUCAACAGCGAAUGACGAGACAACGCAUGCUAGUCAUUUCUAUGGGAGCAAUCUACCUGUUCCUGAUCACAUGUCUCGCUUUGCUCCGGACACUCCUUCACUGGCACGCAAGCCCUCCAUUCAGAGCAUCAUCUCCGACAAAUGGCGUCCUCAGCGAGACCUGCCUUCAAUCGAUAUCUCUUCCCUUGGAGGGUCACCAGGCCGCGCUGCUUCAACAUCGACUGGUGAUACUUACAGUACAUUCUGGUCCGCACCCCAACGUCACCCGAUGUAUGCCACGAGUGUAUCAAGUGCAUACUCACGACCACCAUCAAUGUUCAGUGAAACAGCAGCCCAUCAGCCCCGUCGCGUCGAACGCAAAACACAGGGAAAGACCGCGUUCAUGAAUGGUCUGAGACAGGCUCUGACCAGUCUGCUACUCAGUGAUCUCGGCUCACCAGUAUGGAGCUGUGGUAGUGAAACCGACGCCUGGUUCACGAAUUCACUAAACCAGAAGCGGAUCCAGGUUGAGAUGCGCAGACGUGCUGCUGUUCAAAGGUUCUACGCUGACUAUGAAAAGCGACCUCAGCAGCCUGGUUUGAAGGGUCGUCGGAGCAGGUCUCUUGAGGAUCUUCGUUCUUCCUCCCAUAAAGCUACUAGUGCGGAGGACACGCCCAUAUCAUCGCAGUCUUCUGAUGACCAGUCGGAAUUUUCAUAUCAGGCUGUUUUCCAUCGAUUGAUUGAGGUCUUCUCGCGACAUGGCAGUCCCUUUGUCAAACUCAAUGCUCUACGCGACCUGCGGUCUUUGGUGAUUGCGUCGCUCAUCUCGCAAGACUCGAGCUCAAACACGACUUUCGCUGUUGGGGAAAGCGAUCUCCGGAGCAGUCCUCAACAGCGUCGGUCGCGUCACAGUUUCUCCGAGGUGCAGAGACGUAAUAUCCCUCCGAUGGACACGGCGCUACCCUCCGCCGCUGAAUCCGUAACCGGUGGCUCCAGAAGAUCCGACUACUCCACGCCUUCCGAAUCCCAGAUUGUAGCAACGAUGCGCGAUCUCAUCUUGGAAGUCAAGCCUAAAACGCUAUUCAGGGACCUUCAGUUCAUCUCAGCGUUCGUCCCAGCAGACCAACUAGACCAAACCCGCGGCACGGCUUUCCUCCAGUUCGGUCUAGCAGCGCUUAGCCUUAAAGAAGAGAUCUGCUACAGUCAAGUCGAGAUCGCAGACCGGAUCGUCUCCCAAGAACUAUCCCGCCGCCAUCCCCCAUUCCCGUCGGAUUUCAAAUCCCAACCCGGGCAUGCCAUCCAAGAUGCAGCAGGCAUGUGGAUUAUCACGGCAAAAGAAGGAAACCCAGUGGCACAGCGCGAGCUUGCCAUUCUUUACCUGACUCAUCCCGAGCUCCUUCCGCGCGUGACCCUCCCUCUGACUCUUCCGCGGGAUACCUUCAAGGCUGAGAUGAUGUACCGCCGAGACAAGGACUCAAAGUCAGAUCCGCAGAGCAUGUGUCUGGCACUGCACUGGAUGCAGUUGUCGGCCAGUGGUGGAGAUACUCUGGCGCGAAAUAGGCUUCGUGAGCGUGAGGAGUUCGACUCCAUUGCAUAG
Messenger RNA from Penicillium nucicola, 4536 nucleotides. RefSeq lists its product as uncharacterized. The transcript has 4 exons. The record is from RefSeq and is a predicted model, not a curated record. The coding region runs from base 1 to 4536 and encodes 1511 amino acids. NCBI's taxonomy places the organism in Eukaryota, Fungi, Ascomycota, Eurotiomycetes, Eurotiales, Aspergillaceae.